CCACCACCUCCUCCUCCUCCUCUCCAUGCCGGCGGAGGCAGCAGACUCCGCGGGGCUGCCAUGGCGAAGAUCCGGGUGUCGUAUGAGUACUCGGAGGCCGAGGACAAGAGUAUCCGACUGGGCUUGUUCCUGAUCGCCUGCGGGAUCCUGAGCCUCUUCAUCCUGGGCUUCUGCUGGCUCAGCCCGACGCUGCAGAGUCUCCAGAGCAAGCCGGCCAACUGCACGGUUGUGUCUGUGCUGCGUCCAGAGGAAAUGUUCGAGUGCGUGUUCACGUGUGGCGCCGACUGUAAGGGGACGUCACUGUAUCCCUGCCUCCAGAUCUUUGUCAACAACUCGGAGUCCAACUCUGUGGCGCUGCUGCACUUUGAUGAGCAACAGCUGGUCCUCAACCCAAAGUGUUCGUACGUUCCUCCCUGUGAGCGAGACAACCAGAAGAAUAAAGACAGCGUCCUGUGGUGGGAGGAUUACUUCACCAAGGAGGUCAGCAGCCAGUCGUUCACCUGCUUCUUUAACCAGCAGAGGAGACCCGAUGACGUUCUGUGGCGCCGCUCCCACGACACCAGCGUCCUGUUGCACUGUGUCCUCUGGCCCAUGGUGUCGCUCCUGCUCGGCACACUCAUCGUGCUCCUGACGGUGUGCGCUCGCUCCCUCGCCGUCCGAGCUGAGGCCCUCCAGAAGAGGAAGUGCUCCUACGAGGUCUGCCAGGACUUUUCCGCUGCGGCGUCUGCGGACCGCCGCGCCGCCAAGGCGUGCGACCCAGCCUCGACGAACUCUGACCCCGAGCUGUCGUCGCCCUCGAGGACCCUGCCACUGUUUGCGGUGCCGGUGCGACGUCGCGAUCGGGAACACUAGGACGGAACGGAAAGUGUUUUUUUUUCCCACGUCAACACGUUGACUCUCUAGAGAUGCUGACGAGCCGGUGGGCGAAGAAGUCGAGUCAUCCGAGGCUGAGGGCGUCAACGACGACCCGCUGCAAGUCUGGUAUGGUUUGUACCAUCAAAACAACGAGAGGUGACUAUGGGAAGUAAACGAGGAGACGUUUCACGCUGUUCCCUGUAGAUCUGAGUAGAUCUUUAACUUCAGCGAGGACCUUUCGGAUGAGACGAACCCUGCAAUUGCGUGUUCUCCUGUUCUAGAGUUGUCUCAGGUGGUUCUUCACCGGACACUUGGCUCUGUUAUUGAACAUCAGGAUUGACUCUUUACCGACUCCUUAACUGUAGCUCCUCCUAUUAACGUAGUUUACAUUUGAGUCCAAGUAGCCAUAAACGUGUAAAUAGAGCCAAAGUCGUUGUUGUCAGGUUUUAGCAUCCAUCCCUUCACCUUUUUAUGAGUCAGUGAAACCUGUAACAGAGGGUUUCCUUUCACUACUUUUCCUUUGUGUUUACUCUUAAUUUCACUAAAACACCUUGCGUCUUG
Messenger RNA from Solea senegalensis (Senegalese sole), 1416 nucleotides. Its product is annotated as calcium-activated potassium channel subunit beta-4-like. Gene Ontology annotation, biological process: potassium ion transport; detection of calcium ion. The coding region runs from base 61 to 852 and encodes 263 amino acids. Lineage: Eukaryota; Metazoa; Chordata; Actinopteri; Pleuronectiformes; Soleidae. Gene Ontology annotation, molecular function: calcium-activated potassium channel activity; potassium channel regulator activity. The record is from RefSeq and is a predicted model, not a curated record. The transcript has 4 exons. Gene Ontology annotation, cellular component: membrane; voltage-gated potassium channel complex.